AUGGACCUCGCUCUUCAACAUUCAAGAUUUACCAAGACGCGCUGUGCCUCAAAUCAUGUGCACAUGCUCUGUGUGUUCCGACGCCAACUAGAGAACGCGAAUCAUGGCAUACACGUCAAAACGCGGGAGCAUGGGCAAGGGCUACCGGCCCUGGAUGUCGAAACGAGUAUCAAGUCUGGAAGCAUAAUAGAGCCUGGGGACAAGAUUCACAACAUGGGCCGGUCCAAGACAGCGCGAGGCGAUACACAAGGCCAUAGAGGACAAACAUCAGAGGAAUCGGAUCAACCUCCCCGCACGUCGUCUCAAAAUGGUAGACAGGUCCGAAAACGCCGAGAAGCCACCAGACAAACACAGGAUAGCAUCGACAGUGAGCCAAAUGCCAUUCUUAUAUACACAGAUGGAGGCAGCGUCAACAGCCGCGAGGGCACUGCAGCAGUAUGUACCGCCAACCAGACCCAGAGAGCCUAUGUGUGA
Molecule: messenger RNA, 474 nt
Organism: Metarhizium robertsii ARSEF 23
Lineage: Eukaryota; Fungi; Ascomycota; Sordariomycetes; Hypocreales; Clavicipitaceae
Exons: 1
Coding region: 1-474 (157 amino acids)
Source: RefSeq, a predicted model, not a curated record